This is a messenger RNA of Calliphora vicina (urban bluebottle blowfly), 998 nucleotides long. Its product is annotated as lectin subunit alpha-like. Lineage: Eukaryota; Metazoa; Arthropoda; Insecta; Diptera; Calliphoridae. Gene Ontology annotation, molecular function: signaling receptor activity. Bases 27 to 899 code for a protein of 290 amino acids. The transcript has 2 exons. The record is from RefSeq and is a predicted model, not a curated record.
CCGUUAAGAAAAGAAACAACGAAAAAAUGCGCUUUGCUACGCUAUGUCAAGUCUUAGUUUGUUUAUUUAUAUGUCAAAUAAAUGACAUCUAUGCCUUUGGUCGGAUAUAUACAACAGCAAAUAACAAACAAUAUUUUAUAGAAGCGGGCCAAGAGUACACCUGGUUUGAUGGUUUAAGCAGAUGUUUGAAAAUGAACAUGAAUUUGGUUACAAUUGAAACGGAGGCUAAAUCACAAGAGAUAAAUUCGCUGGUGGAAAACACUUUUGGCAAACCCGUCAAACUAUGGGUGGGUGGAGUGAUGACUCAUUUCCAAGAUGCUCGUCAAUAUAUCUGGAUUCAUACGGGUCUACCAUUCAGUUACACCUAUUGGAAUGGUGAAAAUCCAGAUUUUUAUAACAAUGCCGAAUAUUGUGUACAAAUUGGUUGGGGUCCUAAUAUGGAAUGGAAUGAUAAAUACUGUAACUCCAGACUGGGUUUCAUUUGCGAAUAUGCCCAAAAUACCGCCAUACACAAUCAACAAUUAAAUGGCAAUGGCAAAGAAUUGGAGAACAAAAUUGAGCAGUUACAGCAACAACUAAAAGAUCAUGUGGAGCUUAAGGAUCAGUGGCAAAUGGCAACAGCCAAAAGAGAAUUCAUAUUACAAAAUGAGCUGCAACAGCUUAAGGAACAAUUAAAGUUGCAAAAGAAAGAAACAGAAGAGUAUGUCCUAAGGGAAGGAAACUUAAAGAACCAUUUAUGGGAAUUGCGUAACAUUUUGCAAGAACUUAAAGAAAAAUAUCAAAAAAAACUCAAUAAGAGCUUGCAGACAGAAUUAAGAGAGAAAUUAUUGGCAGCCGAGGCAAAAAAUAAUCAAUAUGAUGAUAAUAUUUAUGAUGAUUAUGGUGACAUAAUGUAUUAAUACAAAAAAAUAAAUAUGCGAUCUAUUAACAUUGGAAGUAAUAAAUAAAAGAAAUUUGGGUUUUCUUGCUAAAAUAUUCAAUAAAAAAUGUAAAUCUUU